ACCUGAAAUGCUCUGUCUCUGAUUUCCAUGGGUUCAGAGACCAGAGAAGAGGGUGUUCUCAGGGAGCUGCAGGUGGUUGAGCAAGAAGACAGAGGUUGAAGGAUAAAGUCCAGUUCCUUCGAGACAUAAUCUCAUGCAAGCACACAAACGAUUUCCCCCCACACCUUCAGUUUUAUUGCUGGAAUUUUUCUAGCUGGGAGUUCCAAAUCAACAUCUCCCAGUUCCACCAGUCCCUUGCAGGCAGGAGAGAGAUGAGGAAGAGAGAAGAAUCAGUUGGGGGAAAGGAGGGAAGUGUCAGGAGAGGAGAGAACUGCUGGGCUAGGCAGCAAGGUAGGCAGGGGAAGAGAAGGAGGCUUGCACUAGAGAGAGAUGCAUAUCUAAAGCAAAAAAAAGAGGCUGGGACAGCAAGAAAGAGGGAGGAGAGAGAGCUAGGGUAGGAGACAGAGAGACAUGAGGUGUGGAAGCAGCCUGCAAGGCUGAAGGCUGUACCCUGCCCAUCUGCACUCCUACGGUUUAUGAAGGUGGAUCAGAAAUUCUCGGGACAUAUUCUCUUCCCCUCACUCCAGAACAAGGAAAUAGAAGAGAGAAGAAAGCAAAAUCACAAGCUGCUGCUGUGAGCUUUCAUCCCCUUCCUUCCCUUUCCUGCAUCGAAACGACAGAGUUGUGCUGUGCAGAUCCUUCCAGUGCUGUGCUGCUCCAGCCCUGCUCCCUGGGAAAUAGAACAAGGGAAGGAGGGAGAGGAGGAGGCAGCUGAGCCCAGCAGCAGCGAGAAUGUGAAGCCUGAAGAAGCUUCUGGCCACUUUGCUCAGGAAGAAGGAUGGAGCUUCCCAAAGCUCUCAGGUGCCUGACCCUGCUGCUGAGUUUGUUACCCUGCCUCAGAUGUGUGGAGGAUCUCCUGGGAUUGCAGCCCAGCCAAAACCAUUUGCAGAGUGCAGGGUCCGGCUUGUGUGGCGUUGGGCCCCUCGGGUAUUACAAUGGCUCGUUAGCUGUCACUGAGUCUGGAUCAGAGUGUUUGAACUGGGCAGAGUUUCCUGAUUAUGUCCAGCAGUACCCAGACCGGGGCUUAGGGAACCACAACUACUGCAGAAAUCCAGACAGGGGAGCCACGCCUUGGUGCUUCUACCGGCUUGCUUCUGGAGCGAUUGGCUGGGCCAGCUGUGACUGUAACCAGGGUGCUGUGCGGCUGUCUGAGGGCGGCAGGGUGGAGCUGUACUUCAGUGGACUCUGGGGCACCAUCUGUGCUGACCGUUGGACAGACUGGGAUGCCAGUGUGGUCUGCAGGCAGCUGGGAGUCAGUGAGAUAGGCACAGCUAGGAAGAACAGCCAUGCUGCCUUGGGGCCGGUUCCACUCCAUCUGCGGUCGGCAAACUGCCAUGGGGAUGAGAAGGCCCUGCUGCAGUGUGGCUACCGGGAGGCUGCAUCCGGAGCCUGUAACCAGGGAAUCGCAGCAGCAGAGUGCGUUCCUCCUGCAGGUGCUUGGGCCCCGCUGCGGCUGGUUGGGGGAAAGGAGAGCUUCGAGGGGCGAGUGGAGGUCUACCACGACGGCAAGUGGGGCACCAUCUGUGAUGACCAAUGGGACAACCGGGAUGCCGAGGUGGUUUGCAGGCAACUGGGGUUCAAUGGGACUGCAAAGGCCUUGUCGUGGGCUCACUAUGGGCAGGGCUCUGGCCCAAUCCUGCUGGAUGAAGUGGAGUGCUCAGGAAACGAGCUGUCACUGGACCAGUGCAAGAAGAAUAACUGGGGACAGCAAAACUGUGAUCACAUUGAGGAUGCGGGAGUGUCCUGUGACCCCUUCACAGAGGGCAUGGUCAGGCUGGCAGGAGGCCGCACCCCCAGCGAAGGGAGGGUAGAGGUUUAUUACAGGGGAGACUGGGGCACGGUGUGUGAUGACGGCUGGACGGCUCUCAGUGCCCAGGUGGUCUGCAGGCAGCUGGGCUUCAGUGGCCCUGCCAGCCUGGCAUCUGAGGGGGAGUACACACCCGGCCAAGGCUUUAUCCUUCUGGACAACGUGGCUUGUACAGGCACAGAGUUUUCUUUCCUGGACUGUCCCCACAGCAACUGGGGGCAGCAUGACUGCUCGCAUGCCGAAGAUGUGGGGGUCCGAUGCUCCCCUGAAACCAACAAGAUCAUCGAAGACACUGCUGGGCCCCCUGUGCGGCUGACAGAUGGAGAGAGCACCAAGGAGGGGCGGGUAGAGGUGUUCCUGAAUGGGCAGUGGGGCAGUGUCUGUGACGAUGGCUGGACAGACAAGGAUGCAGCUGUGGUUUGCAGGCAGCUGGGUUACAGUGGUGCAGCAAAAGCCAGGACGAUGGCGUAUUUUGGGGAGGGGCACGGCCCCAUCCAUCUAGACAACGUGGAGUGCCGUGGCACAGAGCGCACACUGGGGGAAUGCGUCAAACCCGACAAUGGGAUUCACAACUGCUGGCACAAUGAAGAUGCUGGUGUGAUCUGCGACUAUAUGGAAGAGAAGGCCCAGGACACCAGAAACGCAGGCUCAGCAUCUGGCAUGUGUGGGAUGCGCUUGCUUCACCGUCGCAAGAAAAGGAUAAUUGGUGGAAACAAGUCCCUCAGAGGUGGUUGGCCAUGGCAGGCCUCACUACGGCUAAAGGGGUUUCACAGAGACACUCGUCUGCUGUGUGGCACCACGCUGAUCCACAGCUGCUGGGUCGUGACUGCAGCGCACUGCUUCAAAAGGUUUGGCACUGAUGUGCGCCGCUACCUGCUGCGGGUAGGCGAUUACCAUGCAGGCGUGAGGGAGGCGUUUGAGAGGGAGAUGCCCAUCGAGAGGAUCAUCCUUCACAGGAACUACCAGUCCAGCAGCAAUGACAAUGAUAUCGCCCUGGUCAGGAUGCGGGGCAGAGGUAGCCACUGCCUCUCCUUCAAUCGCCACGUUCUGCCCGUCUGCCUCCCUGACAGGAAGGAGAAGGCUUCCAUUAACAGGCAGGCCUGCAUUAUCUCCGGCUGGGGAGACACAGGGAAGUCCUAUUCAAGAACAUUGCUCCAGGGUGUGGUGCCCCUUCUCCCAAGAGAAGAUUGUGAGGCUCGUUACGGGAACAAGUUUACUAACCGCAUGAUCUGUGCUGGAAACCUCUCUGAAGAUAAGCGGGUGGAUAGCUGCCAGGGUGACAGUGGUGGGCCACUCCAUUGUCAGAGGUCAACUGGACACUGGGUCAUUCUGGGGAUCAUUUCCUGGGGUUAUGGGUGUGGCCAGAAGGACUCCCCUGGAGUUUACACUAAGGUCAGCAAAUUUGUGCCCUGGAUAAAGAAAGUGACCAAGCUAUAAUGCAAGUCCCUGAGCUCUGAGAUCUUCAGCAUUUAAUCCCUUUUGCCCCUACAGAAUUAAAACUUUGGCCCACACUUGGGAAAUGUAGCUUCCUUCUACCUCCACGGGGGGCUGCUGCUUCUGUGUGUACCUGACAGAGACUUGUUUUGACCUUGAACACUGAGAAGAGACUUAACCACCGGGGGAAAUAAUUAUGCCUGUCUCUUGGAAGUCUUUGCUCUCACCAUAGUCCCUAAUCUCUGAAGCAGGGAAGUGGAUAUGAGCUGGCAAGACAGACAGCUCUGCUCCUGUAGCUAUCAGAAUCUUGUAGAAAAAUCAUACAUGUCCCUCUGUGCCCAGAUCGGGGGAUGGCUCUGUCAGUAUCACCUACAACUUUUGCAUGUUCACACAUUUUGGGUUUGUCUACACCUGGAAUGCUAUAGCGGCACUGUUGCACCACUUCUGUGUAGACACUAUGUACGCCAACGGGAGGGGUUCUCCCAUCGCCAUAGGAAUCCACCUCCCCAGGAGGCGGUAGCGCUGUCUACACAGGGACAUAGGUCGGCUUAACUACGUCACUUGGAUGUGCAUUUUUCACAGCCCUGAGCAACAUAGUAGGGCUAUCUAAUUCUCUAGUGUAGACCAGUCCUUUGAUGGCACCGCAAGAGAAGAUGAGAUCCAUGAGAAAUGCCACCAGGCUUUGCUGCAGGGAUCUUCGUAGCGGAUUGCUUGUAGCCACUUCCCAGACCCUACCUCUUGGACAGCAGGACUGGGUUGGGAGGAACAGGACGAGGAGGCUGCACAAGUUCUCUUCUCCCCCUGCCCAAGAGGUUUUUUUUCUCCCUUUCCAUAUCCCCAUGAGGGACUUGCUCUCUUCUGAAUACGAGCUCCACUCCCAUAUUGUCCCUGGGAACAUCUUUAUCCCUGCUAGGAGACUCCACAUGCGCACCCCUGACCCCAUAUGCUCCAAAUUCUCUCAGUGUUGUGAGUCUCGUGAUAAAAUUGCAAGAGCUGGCAAUAUUUGGUGGUUUUUCUUAAACUCCAGCUCCUGGAGUCAGAUGAUCACAUGAGAGUCUGUCCUCAUUUAAAAAAACCUGAACGUAUCUAGUCAUCAUGGUUGCAAAGGGAAGCUUGAAAAUGUGACCACCAAAGGCUGAAAACCCAUAAGGUAAACAACUUCCCACCCAAUCUUGUUAAAGCCACGCUCAAAUGUUUGGGUCAUGAUUUGGCAAUACCUCUGUCUACCUGAGGUAAACCCCCAUCCCCUUAGCACCUCACAGUCUUUAGUGUAUUUACCCCUGUGAGGUAGGGAGAGACUGUUAUCCCCAUGGGGGAAAGAAAACAGAGACUAAGCGACAGAAAAUCUGUAGCAGACUUGAACUGAGGUCUCCUGUAGCCUAGCCCAGUCCCUUACCCAUUGGACCAUCUGUCCUCUCUACUUGUUUUUGCAGCAUGAUCCUUUUCAUCCCCCUCAGGAAUCAUACGGCCAGUUGGUAUAAAUUGAUGUAGCUGUAUUGCUAUAGCUACACACUAUGGAUCUGGCCUAUGGUCUCAUUAUGAAUAGAAUUCAUGUGAUCUUAAGAGAAAAGAGGGGUUGUGAU
Mauremys mutica (yellowpond turtle) is the source of this 4863-nucleotide messenger RNA. RefSeq names its product neurotrypsin-like. The record is from RefSeq and is a predicted model, not a curated record. Gene Ontology annotation, biological process: proteolysis. Gene Ontology annotation, cellular component: membrane. Lineage: Eukaryota; Metazoa; Chordata; Testudines; Geoemydidae. The transcript has 15 exons. The coding region runs from base 818 to 3283 and encodes 821 amino acids. Gene Ontology annotation, molecular function: serine-type endopeptidase activity.